Molecule: messenger RNA, 918 nt
Organism: Priapulus caudatus
Lineage: Eukaryota; Metazoa; Priapulida; Priapulimorpha; Priapulimorphida; Priapulidae
Exons: 4
Coding region: 2-703 (233 amino acids)
Cellular component (GO): extracellular region
Source: RefSeq, a predicted model, not a curated record
GAUGCGUUUCACACUCGGAUCUUUUGCAGUUUUAUUGUGUUGUGUCGCAUUAGCGGAGGCCUUCAUUGAUUGUCGGUGCUUGUUGCCCCGGGGAUCGGCGACAGGCGUUACGUGGUUCAGCGUCUGUAGCUUGCCAGGCCGUGAAGAAAAACACGCCGAGCAAUGUCCUUAUGGCCUGACGAAGGAUUUCUGCCGCUGCUGUGACGUGUGCGCCAAGGGUCUAGGUGAUACAUGCUACGAAGGAUUUCCUGCGCGAGGUCAACCGAUGGGAUGCGCCGAGAAUUUGGUUUGCGCAGGGACGAUACCGGGAACAUAUAACUACCGAUGCGUGAGAAAUGUCACAGCUGAAACGCUGUUCGAAAAUUUUCACGACAACGCUGGUCGAGCAUUGGAUGACGUCACCCAGGAUUCUGGCAACGAGGAAGCUGACAACGCAUCUAGCAGAGCAGAUGUUAGCGAUGACAUUAACAGCAACGAGGCCAGCGCGCACCCGGGCAGCGUGCGUGAUGCGCACGGAGACAGCGCAGAAAAUGGUGACGUCAUUAAAUCGAAAUAUCACCGAGAGCACAGUGACAUGGACAACGUUUCGCACGACGUCGAAGAAAGUACAACGACAGCGGAUGGUGGACAGCAUGACGUCAGAGAUUCCAUCAAGCGUUCGAUUCGGCGAAGGCUUCAUCACAGAAGAAUGGCGUACUCUUAAGAUAUGGGCCGCACGCUAGCUGCAUUAAUACAACGACUAUACGAUACGUUCUAUAACGUACCGAUAAGGAGCCACACUGGUCCAAUUUUUACCAUGAACAAUAAUGAUUGCUGUUUUCCACGUUCGUCUCUUUUAUUAAAUCGCAUGCUAACUAGAGGUGUCUCACUAGAGGAAUCUAACUAGUGUAAUUCUCCAGACUCCAAUUUUCCUAGGAA